Messenger RNA from Astyanax mexicanus (Mexican tetra), 4795 nucleotides. RefSeq names its product fibronectin type III domain-containing protein 7. Bases 186 to 2636 code for a protein of 816 amino acids. The transcript has 14 exons. The record is from RefSeq and is a predicted model, not a curated record. Lineage: Eukaryota; Metazoa; Chordata; Actinopteri; Characiformes; Acestrorhamphidae. Gene Ontology annotation, molecular function: protein binding.
UAGGAAUCUUACACCACUGCUGAUUGGCCGGCUCCUCCAGGUGGGCGGGUAGAGCUGAGGUAUUUCAACUAAGCAGCAAGAAAAAAAAGCAAAUUUACACUGAAGCAUAAGACAAGAGAAUAGCCACAGAUUACAGCUUUGAUAAGAGACCUAGGAUUUCGUAUCCAGACUGAGGACAAAAAAAGAUGGAAAUUGGUGGCAUUAUGUUGUGGGUGUUUUUCCUAGGAAUUGUUUCACAGAAUGCUGUGCAAGGAACACAUUUCUCCAUCAGCAUCUACACGGUCACCUCGAAAAGCGCUGUUCUCCAAUGGAGCAGCUACUCUGGUUCAUCCUCCUACAGGGUCACCGCAUACCCACUCAACUCUCUGGAUCCACUCGUCUUUAGCAGCUAUAGCCAGAACACCGUGAUGGGCUCCAUCAACUCCCUUUCACCCAACACCGCCUAUACUUUUAAGGUGGAGGCUCUGGAUGGCACCAUGACCACACUUUCCCAGGCUACCGUUGAUGGAACUACUGCUCCUGAUGUCCCAACCAUCAAGACAGCCUCUUCCAAAGAGAGCAAGAGCGUGACGGUGGAGUUUGUAGAAGUUCUAGGUGCUUCCUCCUACAUUCUCCGGGCUGAGACCAGCGACGGCUCCUUCUUCUCAGAGACGUAUGUGUCAGGCUCUCCUGGAACUGUCGUGGGCCUGCAGCCCUACACCGACUACACUCUCAGCGUCAUGUCCGUCAGCAGUGCCGGCAGAAGCCAGCCAUCCGAGUCUGUCCAGGCAAAGACAGUCGUGGCCGCUCCUCAACUGAUCACCAGCUCCCCCAGUAAUAGUAGCAUUGGGGUGCAGUGGGCUCCAGUGCCGCACGCCAUGCUCUACAGCCUUACCAUCAUCCGUGAGGACCUUUACCUCCAGAGCCGCCUCAACACCACCAACACCAGCGUCAUGAUCAACGAUCUGCAGGCUGGAACCAACUACAGCAUCAUAGGAAACGCCUGGAGCCCAGAGAGCGUUCCCGGUGACAAACUCACCGUCUCUCAGAUCACACGUCCGUCCACUCCUGAGUCCAUCACACUACAGACAGUCAGUGAUGUGACCGUCCUCUCUGUGUCGUGGGGUGCUGUGCACGGGGCGGCUCAGUACACAGCGAUCAGCUCAUCCGGCCUAAACUGUUCUUCCAGCACAAACUCCUGCUCACUGGCCCCGCUGAGCUGUGGACAGGUCCACUACAUCUCCAUCACUGCCAUCAACCAGGCUGGACCCAGUCUGCCAUCAUAUUCACAACAGUUCAUCACAUUCCCGUGUCCUCCACAGCCUCUCCGUGUGGAUACAGUAUCGGCCGGUAACUGUUCAGUCAUCUGGAGUUCAGUGUCCUAUGUGGAUUACUACACGGCCUUCAUCAAGCGUGAUGACGGAAUAGAGGAGACGUGUAACUCCACAGGAACGUCAUGUAACUUCCACUGCCAGUGUGGAUACUCCUACAUCAUGAGCGUGUUCGCCAACAACCAGGCUGGAUCCAGCCUCCCUGGACCCGUUCUUAACCACACCACCUUGCCGUGCUGUCCAGGGAACAUGUCAGUGUCCAGUCUGUCCUGGGAGUCGGUGAUGAUCUCGUGGUUGAUGGUCCGGGGGGCUGACGUGUAUGAGACUCGGGCAGUGGAUGCCGAUGGGACACUGGUGUGUAACGACACUUCACCUGUGUGUGUGCUGUCUGACCUCACCUGCAACACCAGAUACAGCCUGCAGGUGUCGGCCUGUAAUGAUCCAAGUGGAUGCAACAGAACCUGCAGCCCACAGUCAUACCUAACAGCUCCCUGUAUGCCUGAGAGAGUCCAUGUGACUCAGAGUAACUCCAGCUCCAUCAGCAUCACCUGGACGUCCGCUAACUCUGAUGCUAACUACACGGUCAGUGUGAUUGGCUCAGUGGGUCAGCCCCUCACCUGCCAGACAAAUGAAACGUCCUGUGCAGUGACUGGUGUUCCCUGUGGCACCGCCUACAAAGUCAGUGCAAUUGCUGCCACCUCAGCUGGAUUCAGCAUGCCCAGUUACAGCGUGCCCUUCGAGACAGCACCGUGCUGUCCAGACAGCCUGACAGCAGUUCAGGUGACCCAGGCCAUGAGUAACAUCAGCUGGUCAGCAGCUCAGGGAGCUCAGUCCUUCAUAGCCUCUCUGAACUCUUCACGGGGUUUCGCCCAGUGCCACACCACACAGUCCACAUGUCUGAUGGGCUGCAUCACUUGCGGAACAAACUACACUGUUGCACUGGAGGCAAUCAGUUCUACAGGAUACAAAGCGGAGUGUACCUACCACGGCUUCUCCACCAGUGAGUGCUGUCCUUCAGGGAUCCGUGUGUUCGGGCGCUCCAAUAACACCCUGCGUGUGCAGUGGAGGAGCAGCAGCUCCCUCAGUAACUACACAGUCCAGGUUACAGGCAACGGUAAAACCCAGACCUGCAGCCCCCUGCAGCUCAGUCAGAACACCUGUGACGUCGCUCAGGUCAUCUGUGGAGCCGUGUACUCAGUAGUAGUUGCACCGGUCGACCCGAGUGGAGUCAUGGUCCACUUCUGUUCUAGCAGGAUGUACUCUGUGUUUUGCGCUGGCAGUGAUGUUGGAAUGGUUGUCUAUAGAGGGAAGAGAAGUGUGGAUUAGCAAAGGCAGCUUCAAGUGAAAUCAGCCGAAAGAGCACAACUGCACUCUUCUACACAACAUCUCAAGAUUUAGAAAGCUACCUUCAAUGAACUUCCAGAAACGAUGCUAUGUUCACCAGCUCCCUCAAAUAGGAUCUGAUCCACAUGAGUAUUGGUACCUAAUUGUUAGACAUUGACUAAGAAGAUAUUUAAAACCUUCACCAUGAAAGCAAUGCCAAAAAAUGAGAAUGUAUAAUUGUAAUUGUUACUAGAGAGAAAGUAAUAUGUUUAAUCAAAAGUGUUUGCUGGGCAGCACAAAAUUAACCAAAUAUUCCCAUUUAGUUUAGUUUUCUAAUGUAUCAUAAAUAUUAAAACUGGUUAGAAAAUAAGCAUUUACAGAACAAAACACACUCAAAUCAGGGACCACAAAUCCUCUCAGGGAGAAUGACCAAAAAGCCUUUUCAUACAUGCACUCUGGGAUGGCCUGAUUUGUUUUUUUGUUUUUUCGAUUUGUUAUCAUUGUAAUUGAUACAAUAAAUUUAACACUGCAAAAUUAUCUUUCCUAGGUAGCAUAGUUGUUUAUAUUUCAUACGAACACUGUGUAAUAGUACAUUUUUCAAUAGCUACUCUGAAUGAACACAUUACAAAUAUAGAGAAAUGUUAACCUUCAACAACACCUACAGGUACCAAUUUAAACAUUUUUAACGCCAACUUUUGCUGAAAUUGUCCACCCUUUCAUUUGUCCACCUUUUAAUUUUCCUGUUGUGCAGCUUGCCAUGACAGUAUGGUUAAAUACAUGCAAGUCCAAAUAUAAAUUGAUUAAGCUGGAAAUGUGAUUUUGGUGUAUUUUGAAGUUUAAGUGAUAAAUUACAAAUCUUAAGUAACUUUUUGAGGUCCAAUAGGCACAGUAUUUGGAUAAUGAGCCCUUAUUAAAACAAUUAAAGUUUACUUUAAACUUUAACUUUUCUUUAACUUUAAAAAUAUAUUUAUAGUUUGAGAAAAUAAAAGCAAAAAUAUUUUUGCAAUGCUGGCCUUAAUCCACAAAAAUAGACUACUAUGUGUCAGUGAAGUUUCAUGUUCCAGAAUUAUUAUUUGUUUUAAUCAAAGAAGAAGCUCCCUAAGUUUUGUGCCUCCAAGGGAAGUACUCCCAGUCAUUUUAUUCAAAAAAAUAUAAUUUGUCUGAUUUCCUUUGGAUGUAAUUAAAGAUACAUUGUUGAAUAAAUGUGGAGAUGUGUCAUCUGUCACGCUGUAGUCCUUGUUAUGCUCAUAUUUGGCAUUUCUGUGUCAGGAAUACCCAGGCAGGUAGUGCAGGUAGGGUGAAAUCAAUAAAUAAUAAUUUAAUAAAUAAAUAACAAGUAACAAAGAAACAAGUAAACACUUAAAUACGGAACAGGGAGAUAUAUACAAGGAACAAGGGAGUGAACCAAAUAAAUGAAACUAGAUAAACAAAUAACCAAUAACCAAAACAAACCAGUAAGACUAGAGAACAUAAAUUAAGCAAAACAGGAAGUACUAAUGAUAAACAAACAGGGAGUAAAUAAACAAAGAAACAAACGAGGUAAGAACACAAAGAAACUAGAAACUACCAAGAAUAACCAAGAAGAUAAACAAAACUAAACAGGGCAGGGAUAUAUAUUUACAAGGGAAAACAAACAAGAAGCUAAUACUAGACAGGAAAAAACUAGGCUAGACAAUAAUAAAUAAACUAAGCAGAAAGGAACUAAACACUAAGCAGGGAACUGGGGAAACGAGGAAGAAACAAGAAACUAGAAAACUAAACAAGAAAUAAACACGGAGCAAGAACUAGGGCUAUGAAACGCAGAGAAACACAGAGAGACAAAACAACAGGUGAAGGUGCAAAGACCGACGGAGACAAAGUGGCAGAGGAGGGCAGGAAACGCACUAUAAUUGGAAACACCUGGGGAAGGGGCGGAGCUACAAAUGAGACAAGUGGUGGAAAGGUACUGAGACGGGAGACACAGAGGAGCAUAGGUCACGUGGGGAAGACACACAGAGACACGAGACGAGACCAGGAUGUGACAUUCUGGUUAAACCUUACAUUUCAAUGGCAGAAAAAAUGGGGUGACAGACCAGCUAAACCAUCAAACCCAUAUUAAAGUGACAGUCUGUAAUUUUGGGGCAUUUAUAGACCUCUGUGAUGAGAAUGUGUAUCUUCAGCAA